AAAACGAUAAGAAUCAAGUUUAUCUAAAGUUGAAAAUUUUAACACGAUUGGAAUCCGAUGAAAGAUUUGCAGGCAAUGGAUCGUGCGCAUCGUAUUGGACAAAAGAAGACGGUCAAUGUCUAUCGAUUAAUUACAAAAGGCACACUAGAAGAGAAGAUUAUGGGCUUAAUAUUGCUAAUUCCAUUGUUAAUCAACAAAAUUCCGGAUUGCAAAGUAUGGACACUGAACAAAUUCUUGAUUUGUUUAACGUAACCACAGAUAUUAGUAAAGGCGUUCAAAGUAAAAGUGCAUCAUUCACAAGCGAUGGAUCUGGUUUUGGAAAGGGAAAGAAAAUUACACCAAAGAACUUGGUUGAGGGAUUAGAAAAUUUAUGGGAUGACAAACAAUAUGAAGAUCUUAAUUUAGACAAUUUUAUUGAAUCUCUUAAUUCUGAACGUUAA
Molecule: messenger RNA, 440 nt
Organism: Racocetra persica
Lineage: Eukaryota; Fungi; Glomeromycota; Glomeromycetes; Diversisporales; Gigasporaceae
Source: the annotation of a GenBank genome assembly